AGAUAUAUCGCUGGUGCUCAUAUAAGACUGAAUCUGCAUAGCGCUCCCAGAAAUUCAUAUUUUACAGGCUGCGCUUCGUCAGCAGGAUUUUUAAAAUCCAAAUCAAAAGUGAAAGUAAACUGGCUGGGGGAUGUCCAAAGUUCACCUGCCAUUUAGAGACGAGCUCUCCAUUUUGUCAUUUUUUGUUCGAAUAAACUGCAAAAUCGCACCGGUUUACGCGUUCAAUCCGAGGAGACCCGAUGCUGUAUGGUUUAGAAUUACAGUUGUGAGCGGCGAUGCUUGAAUUGCUCGUUUUGGCUUGUCUGCUCGCGGUGGCCCACAGGGUGUGACUUUGCCAGGUUCUUGUUGCUGUCUUUUCAAAAUGGCUGCCAUCACAAAAAGCACAUUUUAUGGAAAAAAGAAAGGUUCAUGCCCAUGUUGGAGGAAUGUGGAAUUACAUCAGCUGAUGAUUCCCUAUAACGAAGAGACUGGAGCCCACUGCAGUACUUCCAGCAGUACAUUGAUGAUCAGUUAAUUCGGAAUCUGUCUUUCUUCACCAACCAGCGCAUGGUACAGGAUUCAGGCUGUAGCUUGAACACAACACCAGAAGAGAUCAAGACCUUUUUAGGGAUCUCAGUGUACGUGGCAUGCCUCGGAUAUCCAAGAAUGAAAAUGUACUGGGCACUUCACUGAUUUGGCCAUCACCAACUCCUGGAUUCAAUACAGACAAGACAGUCAGACCUUGCAACGACCUGCAAAGAAAACCUCCCAGUACCUGGAGUUCAAACUUCUCUUGGCUGAAGAACUGAUAUCCCAGGCCCAAGCCUGCAGGGCGCUGAUGUUGUGCUGUCCUGCUCCUUCAUUGAGGAGGGAGGGGGCAUGAUGGGCGGAUCUCUCUUCGCUCGCACUCCGGCCACUCUGGUCCUAAGAGACCUUCCCAUGUCCUCUGACCUCUCACCAGAAACCAUAACCCCUUAUAACCCCCCUGACGAACCCAAGGCUGAUGACCUCAUUUUUGAAGUCGUAGUAUCAUCAGUAGAGAUUCCAGAAGCAGAGUCUCUUCUCCAUGCUGACUGUAAUGAACAGGAGGUGGUUUGUGAACUGAGCCGCUACGUACCCCGAGGUACAGAGCCUGACGCCUUACCUGCUCAUUUCAUCGGCUCUAUUCAGAUCGAAGGGGGCGGAGUUGGACUCACUUUAGUGCUGCAGACCAUCUCCAAUGAAAAAGCAGAAUCAAGCACUCCACCCCUAAUGCAGAGCAAACUUCAGCUUCCUCUCAGCCAGUGGGGAACUCUGCUCACAGAUGCUGUGUUUGUGGUGUUCUCUCGUUCGCCAUCCCUUGCGGCUCCUAUAGGAGUUGAUGCGCGUUUAGACUGUGGUUACAGGCAGAAGGACGCGUCGCCAGAACAGAGCGUGGGGCUUGAAUGGCGGUGGCAGCACAAAGGAAACGGGCGGAGAAUUCUGGAUAUGAGAACUCAGGGGGUUGAGACAGAUGGUGGGACAGAAGUGCAAGUGGAGCGAGAAGGGGUGAGUGCAGAUUCAACCCUGCUGAUUAGGGAUGGAAACGCAUCUCUGACCAUGAAGACGUUAAAGGUUUCAGACGAGGGCACAUACAUCUGCACUAUCAGCUCUGGAGCAUUUCAGACGCAGCAGAUCGUUCAGCUGCAAAUCACACAGCCACCCAGAGUUUUUCUCUCAGAAAAGAAAGUUGUAUUUCAGGACGAGUCGCCUCAGAAGCUGAGCUGUCACUGUGAGCGCUACUACCCCCUGGAUGUUCAUGUGGAAUGGUUAUCUCAGCCCCCCUCAGAGACAGAGAGCAUUUCUCUGACAGAGAAAGCCUCUCUCUCCAGCCAUCGCCAGCACAAUGACGGAACCUUCUCUCUCUCAUCCUUCCUCUUCGUCCGCCCCUCUGAACACCCACCUGGAACCACUUUUACCUGCAGGGUCUCCCACUUUGCCCUGCAAACACCCAGUGAUGUCACCUUGACAGUAGAAACACCUGAACCUGAAGCAGGAAAAUACUACUGGAUGGUCCUGGCAACACUGGUUCUGUCAGUACUGUUUUUGUAUCAGGCAUCAAGAUAGGUGCUGAAGACCACAUCUGUGAGGAAAUGAAAAGAUAAGAGCUGUACUUAUUUAUCAGAGGUUUGUUUCUUUUUGUCUAAAUGGGUGUACAUUUACAUAAAGCGCUUGAGCGCACUUACAUUAAGCAGAAAUCUGACUGUUGUAAAUAUAAAUAAUUGCUGUCAGACAAACACUCAUCUCUCCAGCUCUACAGUUUCCCAACUGAUACUAGACCAUUUCUAUUGUUACACACAUCCUGAAAUGUUAACACAUUGUAAAAAGCAACUUGUGUUUUUAUGUAAAUUUACAAAAUGGCAAACAUGGAUGUAUCAGGUUUUGUCCCAACAGCAACAGUAUAUUGUUUUUUACACUGUUGCUUUUCUACUGUUCCACUGUUGUUGUUUUUUUUUUCUUUUUCACAUAAGAAAAAUAGCAUGUAUAGUUUGUAGAUUUCUUUAUUGGCAUCAGCAAAAGUGUUAGGGCAAAUAAGCAUGCUUCUGAAUUCUUCUCUGGAUUCACUAAAUGGUUGUGGAUUCACUAAAGUGAUUUGUUUACCAGUUUGUCACUGCUACAUCAUUCAUAAAUGGCAUUUACAUUUAGCAAUGUGUCAUACAAUCUCUUAAAAUCAGUUAAA
Pygocentrus nattereri (red-bellied piranha) is the source of this 2677-nucleotide messenger RNA. It is a transcript of the gene tapbpl, whose product is annotated as TAP binding protein like. Gene Ontology annotation, biological process: antigen processing and presentation of endogenous peptide antigen via MHC class I. Lineage: Eukaryota; Metazoa; Chordata; Actinopteri; Characiformes; Serrasalmidae. The record is from RefSeq and is a predicted model, not a curated record. The transcript is spliced from 11 exons. Gene Ontology annotation, cellular component: membrane. The coding region runs from base 859 to 2064 and encodes 401 amino acids.